Chiloscyllium plagiosum (whitespotted bambooshark) is the source of this 1531-nucleotide messenger RNA. NCBI's taxonomy places the organism in Eukaryota, Metazoa, Chordata, Chondrichthyes, Orectolobiformes, Hemiscylliidae. The record is from RefSeq and is a predicted model, not a curated record.
ACAAACUAAUCGGACUUUGGCGAGUCUAAAGGAACUGUGCCCUCUGUCUACAGGUGUCGCGACAAAAUGCGGUCAAUCGUAUUGUUAACUUGCUAUGCUGUUAUCCUUGGGCUGGGUCAUAGUGUGCGUGUUACCCAAUUUGGCCUCUGGAAAAAACAUGCAGAGGACCGUCAGUGGUUCUCCAUCACCGUGCCUGCCAGCAAGCCAACACAGACAUUUAGCUUAGACCUAUGUGGGUUGGUGCCCUGUGGGACUAAAAGAGAACUGAAUCAAACUAAUCGGAACCUAGAGAGAGAAAGGGGAUUCCAGGGUCAGACGUUAGUAUUACAAUUGCAUGGUAGGGAAGGCAUAAAUAGGCCUCCAGCCCCCGGGGUCCAGGCUAUGGUGUCAGUUGUCCGUGAUCCCAUCACCCCUGGACCGGAUUGUGGGCAGAAUCAGUGCAAUCCGCUCUAUCUGACCAUUAAGAACUUGGGAAACAACGGGGCGAGCCUUAAUGGAACAAUCCUGGGUAUUAGGGUUGGGGGCCAGGCAGGACAGGAGGGGUUGCAGCUGUGCUGCACGCAUAUCACGGUCAUUGAAGCUGAGUCUGGGGGCUCAUCCGCGACCGAUGAACAGGAAAAGAUUAGAAUAAUUGAGGUGACGGAUUUGGACAAGACCUUUGAAAUAGAAACGGGAUACGGGGAGGCGAAUGCCUGGAUGGAAUGGGUCAAAUAUACUGUGAGGAGCAUGAAAAAGAGUGAUUGCUACGCAUGCACGAGUGCCCGCCCUAACCCUCAGGUGGUCCCAUUCCCGCUGUAUUAGAGACGGGCAGUUUGAUGAACAAGCUCGGGAGUUAUUAAACGCCCUGGAGAAGAAACUUACGGUUUAAAAAUUACAGGCCGUAAGAAAAGACACGGGGGAUUUGUAGGGGGUAGUGUAAUUUUUAAACGGUUAGCUACAUUUUAGUCUUUUCUACCUUAUAGUAAACACAAGCAGAUACUCGAAACUGUUGCCGGACCUCCCCCAUGUUUUUAUGAAUGAAACAAUUGGAACAGCUUUCCUCGAUAGUUGAGAGACGCUCUUAACCACAGUUGUACAACAUCAUCCAUAUAAGGAAAGAACGGGGAGCUCGAACACUGAUUGGCCAAGUGAAUAACAAAAUAAUCGCAGGCACCAGAACCCAACUAAGAAAAACAGUGGGGAACCCUAGCACCCAUUGGUCAAGACAGCAGUAGGAGACCCAGCCCACAUAUACGUGUAUAUAAUGCGUGGAGAUUACUAUGCUUGUGUGUGUACCCACGGGAACAACACCCGACUUUGCAAAGUUGAAUGUAAAGUUUUGGACAGACUCCUCCGUGUCUUUGUUCCUGGGAAGGGAAACAAAAGUGCCGGAGAUGGGGCCGGACAGCCGCUUAUCUCGCACAAUAGAGAUGAAGAUAUCAGAAAUUGCAGCAGGACUUUGAUCAAACUGCAGACGUGGGCCGAGGAAUAUUUUGGCAACGUUAGAUCAAGGUAGGAGUUUCAUGGUGUUUGGUAGGACAUGAGGGAGUAU